AAAAAUAAAUAAUACGCCAUAUCGCCUAAUGAGGUUGGUUGGUUUGGUAAAACAUCGGUCAUAAACACGCAAUUUGACGACUAAUUAAAUCCAUGAAACUCACUAAAAAAACCCCAACCAUUUUCUCUGUCCUCAAUAUUCUUCCCAAAUCAAAACAAAAACCACACUCAUUAUUAGCUCAAUACAGUAAUUAUUCACCUAAUUUAACUAAUUUAUUUUCUUCAUCUUUCAUUCCUCCAUUUUUUCUCCACCCUAAAACUCUCCAAUCUCUCUCAUCAGAUGCGUAAACCUAAAUCCCCAAAUCACCUCUCAAAUCCCUCGUUUUCGCCUGCAUCUCACCGCCGCCGCCGUCGUCGCCGCCGCAAUCGACGGCUCACUUCGCCGGAUUUAUGUGUGAGAGUGAGAAUUUUGGAUUUCUGAUUAGGUUGUUGCUCCUCCUUGGUGUGGGUUGAUUUCCGGUAAAUGCUGCAGAUUCCGGUGUUGUUAUCGGUUGCGUUGUUGAUUUUUACGGUGGUUUUGCGGUGGUCGUUGAAGAAUGAUGAGACGAAAAAGGAGGAGGUUCAGGUUUUGGUUUCUCGUCAAGCUCCUGCAAUGGCGGAUUUCGAUGUGUUUAAGGAGGAGAGAGAAUUCAGUGGAUUUAGUACUAAAAUGGUGAUGAAAUCGCCGCGGUAUGAGUGUGCUGUUUGUUCUUCUUUUACCUCUACUAGGUGCUCCCGUUGCAAGACUGUUCGUUACUGCUCUAGUAAGUGCCAAAUAAUUCACUGGAGACAAGGUCAUAAGUAUGACUGCCACCCUCAGAGCCCUGGAGCAUUUGAGAGAGAUAAUUUAAAUGAAAAUGAAGAAAUGAUGGAGCAAUGUGUGACAAAUGAUACCUGUUCUGCUGAAGAUUUAUCAAGGGUGGACGAGAAAGACACAACUGGUCAGCAGAAUCACGAUGUUUUGGAUUCUCCCAUGCCCCGUCUAUCUGCUGUGACAAUUGACUCUUCAGACAUUUACUCUGAAAGGAGGGAAAUUGGGACACCUUUCUCAGACAUUAGUGUACUUAAUAUGGACCAAAGAGAAGAUAAGAAUAAAACACUGGACAUGAAUAUUUCAAUUGGACUGGCAUCCACUAGACUGAUGAGUCCUGUGAAGAAAUUGAACAGAGAGAAAUCAAGGCAAAAUGACAGAAGGAAAUCUAGGUCUUCCAAUCCAGGUCUGUCACCAAAAUGUACUACAGAUAAUUCUUGUGAUAGAGCUGUCUCAAGUAACAUACAUUCUUCCAAGUCCAAAGAAAUUCCGUUUGUGGAUAACGAGGCAUUGAAGCGUUCACAGACAAUUAAGAAUGACAACGUCAAACCCUUGGCCAGUAAGAAUUCUGGUAAUAGUUUAUUGCAAUCAAGAAGCAGUAGUAGUUCAAGCCAGUUGCCACAUAAUGGUAUUAAAUCGUCUCUCCAGAAAGUUGUGCAUCAUUUAAAAGCCUCUCAUCAGAAGAAGGCCCCUCUUUGUAACAGCUCGCAUGGAAUUUCAAGAAACCCUGAUAGAAAGACAGUGUUUCAGUAUGAUGCAUUUGUGAGUUUGUACACCUCAAAUGCUGUUGAGUUGAAACCAUUUGGCCUUACGAAUUGUGGAAACAGCUGUUAUGCAAAUGCUGUGCUCCAAUGCCUUGCUUACACCCGUCCUUUGACAAUCUAUCUCCUUCAAGGGACUCAUUCAAAACAAUGUUGGAAGGAUGGAUGGUGUUUUAUUUGUGAAUUUGAACAUCUUAUGCUGAAAGGAAGGGAAGGUUACAGUCCGUUAUCACCUAUCCGGAUCCUCUCUAAUAUUAGUCAUCUUGGUCAUGGAAGAGAAGAAGAUGCUCAUGAAUUUCUGAGAUAUGCUGUUGAUACUAUGCAAUCAGUUUGUGUUGAGCUGUCUGGAUUUUCAGGUCCAUUGGGAGAGGAAGGUACUCUUGUUGGCAUGACAUUUGGGGGCUAUCUUUAUUCUAAGAUAAAAUGCAUGAAGUGCCAUAAUGUGUCAGAGAAAUAUGAAAGGAUGAUGGAUCUCAGUGUAGAGAUAGAUGGGGAUGUCAGAACUCUUCAACAAGCUCUAAAAAAAUUUACAGCUUCUGAAAUGUUACAAGGGAAUAACAAGUACUACUGCGGCAGAUGUAAAUCUUAUGAGAAAGCCAAGAAGAAGCUCACUGUCUCCCAAGCCCCAAACAUCCUUACAAUUGUGUUGAAGCGAUUUCAGGCUGGCAAUUUCACAAAGUUGAAAAAAGCGGUUCAGUUUCCAGAAAUUCUGAACAUGUCUCCUUAUAUGAGUGAUUCGACUGAUAAAUAUCCUCAAUAUAGUCUAUAUGCUGUGGUAGUUCAUCUGGAUGUCUCAAGGGCUGAUUUUUCUGGCCAUUAUGUGUGCUAUGUGAAAAAUUAUUGUGAAGAAUGGUUCAAGAUUGACGACAGUGCGGUUAGUAGCGUGGAUCUGAAGAGAGUCUUAUCAGAGGAGGCAUAUAUGCUACUCUAUGCGAGGGAUACUCCAAGAUCCCCAGCAUCAAGGAGGGAAUUUUUUGAUGGCAUGAUUUUUGAAUCUGGUUACGGUGAAAAAGACGUAUUGUCCAAGGUCGGGCAUAAAAGAUCUGAUGUUAGUGUUGAUCCUUGGGUGAUGCAGCAUCAGUCAAGUAGAAACGGUUAUGCAAAAGACCCUUCUUCAUAUGUAGAGGAGUGGGUUACUCACUCUGUUGAAAGCAUUCCGAGGGUAGACUCAUCAAGUGAGGUAUCUUCCUUGUUCAGCUGUUCGGAAGAAGGCACAUGUAGUACACCAAGCACCAAAGAUUCUGCUAGUGCGGAUGAAUACUCUGAUUAUUUGUUUGGGAGAGGCAGUGUUUUUGGUCGUUAAGCUUAAAUGGUUCUUGGAGAGACCUUAUUCUGGACUUUUGGUCCAUCAUUUUUGAGUUUUAAAUGCCCGGGAACAGAUAGUAAUCACAGCAAAGAAGGACGAUGAAGUAUUAGAGAAGUUCUGCUAUAGCCUAUAGGUAUAUACUUUGUAUAUGUUAGAUUGUUAGGUAACUCCCGUACAUUCCAAUGGGAGUGUAGGACUAACAAUAACUUAGUCCAGUGUUUAGCUACAUAUCUUUUGUGAGUUCCACACUUGGUGCUUUGCUAGUUAUGAGCACAGCAAAAUUAAGCUCAAAUGUUUUAUUCAGAUUUGAGCUUUUGUGACACAGUUAAGUUUUUUUUUUUUUUUUUUUUUUUUUUUUUUUUUUUUUUUUAGUAUAUUAUUUUAUUAAGGGAAUGGUAAAUGUGAAUUUUUGUCAAUUUCACUGUAUAGUAGUAGAACCUUAACUUUUGUUCUAGCUCCUUUAAUUUACAGCUUAGUUAUCGACGC
Molecule: messenger RNA, 3342 nt
Organism: Chenopodium quinoa (quinoa)
Lineage: Eukaryota; Viridiplantae; Streptophyta; Magnoliopsida; Caryophyllales; Amaranthaceae
Product: ubiquitin carboxyl-terminal hydrolase 17-like
Exons: 11
Coding region: 463-2853 (796 amino acids)
Biological process (GO): protein deubiquitination
Cellular component (GO): cytosol; nucleus
Molecular function (GO): cysteine-type deubiquitinase activity; cysteine-type endopeptidase activity
Source: RefSeq, a predicted model, not a curated record